This is a messenger RNA of Porites evermanni, 3942 nucleotides long. NCBI's taxonomy places the organism in Eukaryota, Metazoa, Cnidaria, Anthozoa, Scleractinia, Poritidae. The record is from the annotation of a GenBank genome assembly.
AUGGAGUACCUCAAGCAAUACCUGAGCAUUGCUGAGGAAGUCGAUGACAGAGCAGGUGCAGGACUUGCCUAUGGCAAUCUCGGCUCUGCUUACCAAUCCCUUGGUGACUACCAAAGAGCAACAGAGUACCACAAUCAACACCUCAUCAUUGCCAAGGAAGUUGGUGACAGGGCAGGUGAAGGAUGUGCCUAUUCCAAUCUCGGCCUUGCUUAUCACAGUCUUGAAGAAUUCCAACGAGCAAUAGAGUGCCACAAUCAACACCUCGGCAUUGCCAAGGAAGUUGGUAACAGGGCAUGUCAGGGGAAAGCUUAUCUCAAUCUCGGCCUUGCUUAUCACAGCCUUGAAAAAUUCCAACAAGCAAUAGAGUACCACAAUCAACACCUCAGCAUUGCCAAGGAACUUGGUGACAGGGUAGGUCAAGGCCACGCCUAUUCCAAUCUCGGCGAUACUUAUGACAGCCUUGAAGAAUUCCAACGAGCAAUAGAUCACUACAAUCAAUACCUCAGCAUUGCCAAGGAAGUUGUUGACAAGGCAGGUGAAGGAUGUGCCUAUGGCAAUCUCGGCCUUGCUUAUCACAGCCUUAAAGAAUUCCAACGAGCAAUAGAGUGCCACAAUCAGCAUCUCAGCAUUGCCAAGGAACUUGGUGACAGGGUAGGUCAAGGCCACGCCUAUUCCAAUCUCGGCGAUGCUUAUGACAGCCUUGAAGAAUUCCAACGAGCAAUAGAGUACCACAAUCAACACCUCAGCAUUGCCGAGGAAGUUGGUGACAGGGUAGGUCAAGGCGACGCCUAUUCCAAUAUCAGCGAUGCUUAUCGCAGCCUUAAAGAAUUCCAAAGAUCAAUAGAGUACACCAAUAAAUACAUCACCAUUGCCAAGGAAGUUGGUGACAGGGCACGUGAAGGAUGUGGCUAUGGCAAUCUCGGCUGGAAUUAUGACUCCCUCAGCGAAUUCCAACAAGCAAUAGAGUACCACAAUCAACACCUCAGCAUUGCUAAGGAAGUUGGUAACAGGGCAUGUGAAGGCAAAGCCUAUUGCCAACUCGGCCAUGCUUAUCAGAGCCUUAAAGAAUUCCAAAGAGCAAUAGAGUACCACAAUCAACGCCUCAUCAUUGCCAAGGAAGUUGGUGACAGGGCAGGUGAAGGAUGUGCCUAUUCCAAUCUCGGCCAUGCUUAUCGCAGCCUUAAAGAAUUCCAAAGAGCAAUAGAGUACUACAAUCAACACCUCAUCAUUGCCAAGGAAGUUGGUGACAGGGCAGGUGAAGGAUGUGCCUAUGGCAAUCUCGGCCUUGCUUAUCACAGCCUUGAAGAAUUCCAACGAGCAAUAGAGUGCCACAAUCAACACCUCAGCAUUGCCAAGGAAGUUGGCAACAGGGCAUGUCAAGGCAAAGCUUAUCUCAAUCUCGGCCUUGCUUAUCACAGCCGUGAAGAAUUCCAACAAGCAAUAGAGUACCACAGUCAACACCUCAGCAUUGCCGAGGAAGUUGGUGACAGGGUAGGUCAAGGCGACGCCUAUUCCAAUAUCAGUGAUGCUUAUCGCAGCCUUAAAGAAUUACAAAGAGCAAUAGAGUACACCAAUAAAUACAUCACCAUUGCCAAGGAAGUUGGUGACAGGGCACGUGAAGGAUGUGGCUAUGGCAAUCUCGGCUGGAAUUAUGACUCCCUCAGCGAAUUCCAACUAGCAAUAGAGUACCACAAUCAACACCUCAGCAUUGCUAAGGAAGUUGGUAACAGGGCAUGUGAAGGCAAAGCCUAUUGCAACCUCGGCUAUAUUUAUAUGCAUCUCUACGAAUACCAACGAGCAAUGGAGUACACCAAUAAAGGCCUAAUAAUUGCCAAGGAAGUUGGUGACAGGGCAGGGCAAGGGCAAGGCUAUGGCAAUCUCGGCGAUAUUUAUUUAACUCUCGGCGAAUACCAACGAGCAAUAGAGUACACCAAUAAAUGCAUCAUCAUUUGCAGGGAAGUUGGUAACAGGGCAGGGCAAGGGCAAGGCUAUUGUACUCUCGGCAUUAUUUAUAAACAUCUCGGCGAAUACCAACGAGCAAUAGAGUACACCAAUAAAGGCAUCAUCAUUGCCAAGGAAGUUGGUGACAGGGGAGAGCAAAGGAAAGCCUAUCACAAUCUCGGCGCUAUUUAUCUCCGCCUUGAAGAAUUCCAAAGAGCAAUGGAGUGCCAGAAGAAACACCUGAGCAUUGCCAAAGAAGUCGGUGACAGAGGAGACACAGGACAUGCCUAUUCAAGCAUCGGCGAAGUUCAUUAUUCCCUCGGCGACGUGCCACGAGCAAUGGAGUACUACAAGCAAUACCUGAGCAUUGCCGAGGAAAUCGGUGACGGGAAUGGACAAGGACAUGCCUAUUGCCGCCUCGGAACAUGUUAUAGAAAACUCCACGACUUGAAGGAAGCAAUAGAGUGUUACAAGCAACACCUGAGCAUCUCCGAGGAAAUCGGUGACAGGAGAGCAGAAGCAUGUGCACAUAAAGGUCUGGGUCACUCUUUUUUGGAAUCACAUUCUUUGAACGAGGCUUUAGAACAUUUUAGAUGCUCUGUUAAAAUCUAUGACACUAUUAGAGCCAAUUAUAUCUCGGAAGAUCAAUUGAAAAUAAAUUUCUUUACGGGUCAUCGAUGUGCCUAUACUCAUUUAUGGCAGGUUUUAGUAAUGCUUCAAAGGAAUGAUGAGGCUUUAUACGCUGCUGAGAGGGGACGAGCACAGGCUUUGCUCGAUGCCUUAAAAGUAACUUAUGGCCUUACAUCAAUUUCUCCCAGGUCAAUUGAAAGUGAAGAAGAAGUCACAAUUAAUUCAAAGAAGACAACCGUGUUAACAGUUUUUCUUGCCCUGGAAGAGAACACACUCAAUAUGUGGGUAUUGCGAAAAGAGGGCGAGCCUAUUUUUAGGCAAGCAGAGUUAGAAAUUGGUGAUGCACACGAAGAUUCUUUUGCUAUCCUUUUAGACAUUGUUUUGAAAAACAUUAGGGCUGGUGUCGGUAUUAGGUGCGAAAAUCGGUCAAUGGAUAAGCUGAGUGAUGACUCAACUCCCUCAAGUACUCAAGACGACAAUCAAACAUCGGAGCCAUCACAGGGGACCACCGAUCUUUUACAGCCAUUGUAUGAUGCAGUUCUUGGUCCCAUUGAAGACUUGCUUGAUGGUGAUGAACUAAUUGUAGUUCCUGAUGGCGCUUUGUCUAAAGCUCCUUGGGCAGCCCUGAGUGAAACUUUAAGGAUCCGGACUGUUCCCUCACUGACAAGUUUGAAAGUCAUCACAGAUUCUCCAAGUGAAUACCACAGUAAAAGUGGAGCCCUGCUAGUUGGAGAGCCAUGCUUGAAGAGCAUUACAGAUAAACAAGGGAACCCCAUUUAUGAUCCUCUGAAGUACGCAAAAAUGGAAGUGGAGGUGAUUGGAGAAAUUGUAAAGAGUCAACCCUUAACAGGUGAAGAUGCAACCAAAGAAGCAGUACUUCAGAAUAUCGGGUCAGUUGCUUUGGUUCACAUCGCCGCCCACGGAAGGAAGGAAACUGGAGAAAUUGUUUUGGCUCCAGACCCCCGAUGGGAAUCCAAGACUCGUACGGAGGAGCAAUAUAUUUUGAAAAUGUCUGAUAUACAAGCUGCGAAGCUGAGAGCAAGGCUAGUUGUGCUUAGUUGCUGCCAUAGUGGUCAAGGACCGGUCUCGUCUGAGGGUGUGGUCGGUAUGGCACGUGCUUUCUUGCUUGCUGGUGCUCGUUCCGUGCUGUCGACACUCUGGGCAAUUGAUGACGAAGCCACAAUGAUGUUUAUGAAAUCUUUCUACCAACAACUUGCAAGAGGAGAAAGUGCAAGUGUUGCUCUUCAGAGGGCCAUGAAAUGUCUUCGAGAGUCCCACGAUUAUUCUGCUCCAAAGUACUGGGCUCCUUUUGUUCUGAUGGGCGAUGACGUUAAGAUUGAAUUGGAAAAAGAGUCAUUGAGCAAGUCGUAA